GAGCUUAUUUUUUCAUUUGUACAGUUUUAGAGAAGUCGACAGAAAGAUGCUUUACGCAAAAGUAUCCCUUCUUUUUCUUGCUGCCUUUGCCCUGUUUUGCUGUUUCGCUCCAACUGCAGAUGCUGGUGGAACGUGUUACUAUUCAGUGUCCCACAUAGGAUCUUACAGGAGAUACUACAGGACGUACUAUAGAUCUCCUCGCUAUUACUACUAUCGCUGUGGCUGGUGGGGCUGGAGAAGAUGUCGCGCCACCUACUAUGUGAAUAUCUAUUACACAUAUUCGACUGUCAAUUAUCGGAUUCAGUACCAUUCUCAAGGUUAUUGUUGUUCAGGAUAUUCUGGAUCAAAUUGCGACCCAAUUUGUUACAAUUCUUGCAAUCGCUGUACAGGGUGCCUUGCACCUUACCGAUGUCAGUGUCAAGCUGGUUAUACAGGAAGCACUUGUUGCAGUGACUAUAAUGAAUGUAAUGUGAAGAAUGGUGGGUGUGAACAGAACUGUCACAAUACAGUUGGUAGCUUCUACUGCAGUUGUCGAUCUGGUUAUUCUAUUAGCUCCGAUAAUCUUCAUUGUACUGAUAUCAAUGAGUGUAAUUCUAACAAUGGUGGUUGCAGUCAGCACUGCCACAAUACACAUGGUGGGUACUCGUGUUCUUGUGAUUCUGGUUAUUCUCUAGCUGGUGGACAGACAUGUGUCGACAUCAAUGAGUGUAAUACUAAUAAUGGUGGGUGCGAUCAGAACUGCAUCAACCAGCCAGGAACAUAUCACUGCACUUGUAACACUGGCUACACACUCAGCUCAAACUUGCACAGUUGUGUAGAUGAUAAUGAAUGUAAUAAUGGAGUGGCUAAUUGUAAUCAUUACUGCUUCAACACUGAUGGCUCAUACCUAUGUUAUUGCCAAUCUGGCUAUGAGCUAGCAGCUCAAGGUGACUCAGAUACUUGUGUUGACACUCAGGAAUGCAACAACAACAAUGGAGGAUGCGAUCAGAACUGUUUCAAUACUAUUGGUAGCUACUACUGUACCUGCAAUAAUGGAUAUAACCUUACAGCUGAUGGACACUCUUGUAUUGAUUUUAAUGAGUGUACCAAUGAUGCUCAUCUCUGUGAACACCACUGCUACAAUAAUGUUGGUAGCUAUACUUGUGACUGUAUGAUUGGCUACAGUCUUGAUCCUAAUGGCUAUGAUUGUCACGAUAUCAACGAGUGUUUGACUAACAAUGGGGGAUGUGAAGAGAUAUGUACCAACACUAAUGGAUCCUAUGUCUGUUCCUGUAAUAUUGGGCAUCUCCUUGAUGAGGAUCUUCAUGGCUGCUCUGAUCACGAUGAGUGUGCUACUAAUGCUCACGACUGUGAUGAGACUAAUGGUAUCUGUCACAACACUCAUGGCAGCUUUUACUGUACAUGUGAGAUUGGAUACAGGCUUGAUGCUGAUAACAGGACAUGCAAUGAUAUCAAUGAAUGUGCUGAGCACUCAUCAGGCUGUACUCAAGUCUGUAAUAAUGACAUUGGUAGCUACCACUGCACAUGCUACACUGGCUUUGAACUAACUGCUGACAAUCACAACUGUACUGAUAUCAAUGAGUGUACACUUAAUACUGAUGGUUGUGAGAGGUACUGUCACAAUCUCAUUGGAAGCUACUACUGCUCAUGUCAAAUCGGGUAUCAAGUUGCUGCUGAUUCUCACUCUUGUGUCGGUCAGCCCUGCAUACCACAGCUACCAGCUCCAGCCAAUGGUCAGAUCAACUGCACUGGUGACCAAAUCACCAAUGAGAACUGCACCUUCUCUUGUUCUCCUGGCUAUCAGCUGAUGGGAUCCAGAGAGCGUCAGUGUCAACUCACCAAUGAAUGGACAGGAGUCCAUGCUUACUGUCAAGUAUUGAGUUGUCCUCCAUUAGAGGCAACAGCGAAUGCUUAUAUCUACACUAAAGCAUGCUCUAGUGAUUUUGGGUCCUCCUGUGAGAUACGUUGCAAUGAUGGGUAUUACAUUAACGGGACCACUCCCUACUAUCAGAGGUGUCUUGUCAAUGAGGCCACUAACACUGUUUACUGGAGCCCAUCACCUGUCUGUCAAUAUGUUCCACCUUGCCUCUCCAAUCCUUGUCAAAAUGACGGAGUCUGUCACGAGGCCAAUCCUCUUAAGUACUACUGUGAUUGUUCUGGUACAUACCACACUGGUAGUGAUUGUGAGAUCGGUUACAUUGAUAUCCCCAACCUACCGAUCAUAAAUAUCAACACUCCAUAUCCUUUCGUCAUCUCAGCUAAACCGGAUGCCAACCUUGCUGUCAGUAUCUCCUCUUCCAUAUCUACUCUUAGCUUCUCUGACUCUCAGAUCUUGUUCAACUCCUCCUAUCAGUCACACACACUGACAAUCUCAGCCUCCACUGCUGGACUGUAUGUACUUCAGUUCUCUAUCUCUGGACCAGCUGCCUCUACCUUCCAAACACCAUCUCCCAUACUUGUCAUUGUUACUGAUUCAUCUGCUUCUCAUACACCUAACAAUUACUUUACAACCGUUAAUCAGCCCGUGGGUCAGUUAGCUCCUGGUUGCUGUAGUCCAGGUGGUCAGCUCUACCAGUGCCCUUACUCCACUAACACUGUCACCUUCCAGUCCAGCUGUGGUUGGACCAUUGACGACGAGGGUAACCAUGAGACUCGUGGCAUUGUCUUCACGACUGGCAACGGAGUCUCUCUACCAUUCUCCAUUGCUGGUAUAGAGCUUGCAUUUGAUGGCUACAAUGUAGUGUACAGUCUUCCUGAUGACAGCACUUCAUGUGGCAGCUGUGCCUCUACUGGCUCCUCCUGCUAUCAAUACGACAUGACCUCGGCCGAUCUUGUAGACCUCCUCUCCUCAAACUCAAUAGCUAAGACCUAUCUCUCUGGAGCAGCCAAUCUCAUUCCUUCGUGGAUCAGUUUCUCAGUUGGCGAUGCCAAUAUCACUGGCCAGUCAUUCUCUCUCUCUGAAUACACUGUCUAUGUUAGUACUGGGGCUAAUGCAUACCUCAUUCCUGGUUGCUCUUCCCUUGGUCUUGAUCCCAAUGGACUCUACUCUGUAUUCAGUUACAGGGAUCCCAUUACGAUGGUCGUUAACAGUCAAACCAAGUCCUAUAACUCCGGUCCUCCGGUUUGUUUUGCUAUUGAUAUUUGUCAAGGAGCCGACUCGUCAGUUCAUGUCACUAUACCAAAUGAAGCUCAGUCACAAAUACUCUCUCUCAGUCAAUUCCAGACAUACAUCAGUAAUGGAUGGCAGUUCACAUUGAGAGAGGCUGAAGUUAAAGAUGGAGGUGUACCACCUCCUUCAGAUCUUCCCACUGAUUACUGGGUAGAUGGAGCUACUGUACAAACUGCCUCGGUCCUUCCUGACUUUGACGUUCGUUUGGACAUGGACACAAUGAAGAGCUUUUACUCUCAGCCUAAUGUUGGGGUCAAUCUUUUAGUAUCUGGUGGCUUGUAUCACAAUGACAGACCAACUGGAGCUGAGAUUGAAGGUCUAGUGAUUGGUGAUGUUACAGUCCUGGUCAAUAUGACACUCCGUGGAAUGACUGCUAACAUGACUUUACUAACUACUAGUGCACCAAUACUCUUUACCAUGCCAAGUAAAACUGGUGCUGGAUCACUUGUUGGCAGUGGAGCUGCAAUGAAGCUUAAUCUUUUCACUCGUCCAAAUGACAAAUUCUUCCGUAACGUCCUCACUCUUCCAGACGGUCAAGGAAGCUGUCCACUUGAUGCCUUCUUCAGUCUCAAUGCCCAAAACAACAUCAAUUUCAUUAGUCUUACUUCCACAUGCCUUGGACUAUCAAUGAUGGGCUAUAAUCUUCCUCCAGGCUCCAUUAGAUCAAAUCUCUUUAUCUCUGGAGCUUCAAAACCCACUGUCCCAUCACCUACUUAUGGCGCAUCACCUUUUGUUGCUCAUGCUUACGUGAACACUGAUUCCAACAGGCUCCAAUUGAAUCAGUUUGUGACAGUCAAUCAGCCUAGCACUGGCCCAGCUGCCUCUAUUGCUUUCUCUAACUCAAACUCAGUCACUGGCUCAAUUCAUGAUGCUGAUAUCUCUAUCCUUGGAACUCUCUUCAAUACUCCUCUUGUUUUCACAGACUCUGGCUUCACUUUCCAGACCACUACUAAUCUAUAUGGACAGUAUGCUGCUGACAUCAGUGGUGCAAUGAUGACAACCGAGGGCAGAUCCUGGACUGACUUUAACCUCACUCUCAGCGGCCAGUUCUCUGGCAGUACAAGUGGUUUUGUGACAACCCUUCAAUCCUAUGUGUACACGUUUACUGAUGAAAGGAUAGCAGAGGCUCGCUCUCGCUUGACUGUAGCUAGCAGUGCAGUCGAUCGCAGCUCUGAUGCCAUCAAUGCAUUCAACCCAAUCAUCUCAAAUAUACAAAACAGCAGGGGAGCCUUGCAGCAGCAGUAUGAGGGUGCUCAAGCUCAAUAUGAAGCUGCCAAUGCCUCAUACUAUGCUGCUAUGAGUGCCGUGGCUGGUCUAAGCGUAAAUGCACACAACAUUUACUCUGAGCUCCUCAAAGUCUGCCCAGACCACACCUGCAUGAAGGAAUGCUUCUCUUCGUCAUUCUGUAACUCACUGAUGACCGACACUUACAUUGCAGAGCAUGGAAUCGGCUCAGAGGUCAGACUUGAGCAGCUACUCCAGCACAAGACUAUGCCAGUAAUGAGAGAGGAAUGGACUACUGAUUAUGUUUGUCAGAUCAUAACAAAAAUCAAAGGAUGGGGAAGGAUUGCCUUUGACCAGAGGUGUGCAUAUACUAACAUAUUUGAGCUCUCCCAUCGUCCCCACCAACAAGCAUACCACACUAGCGUUAACGUAUCUAGAACAGUUUCAACAGUCGUUGAUACACACAAGUAUAGUGUGACACAGCCUCAAUGCACUAGGGAAAGCUGUGGUGGCAUGGCUUACGAUAUUGACUGCCUCUACCAGACUGCUGCCUGCUCUGCUGCACGAAUGCCAGUAUACAAUUCCCUCAAUGCAACCGAGAAAGAAGCAGUCAUGCCUUUUAUUAACUUGAUGGUUGCAAAGCAGAGCUUGACUAUUGCAGAGAAUAGACGUGCUUAUGCCCAGCACUUGUACAUGACAGCACAAAAUGAUGCUAGUGUUGCCACUGCUUUAUAUCAGAGCCUCCAGAAUCAACUAGCCCUUGCACAGUCUGCUAACCAAUCUGUUGCUGCAGCCGAGUCUAAUCUCCUAGCACUUGGAAACUACCUCUCCAAUAUCAAUAUCCAGACACUUCUGUCUAUCAACACCAUCUCCUUUACAACAAGUAUCACCACUGCUUCACCUCAAGUCCUCCCUAUAGCAAUAAGAUACACCAUAGCUGGUCUCGGGUCACAUACUGUAAAUGCUAAUGCACAGUUCACUGCCUCUGAGGCUGUACUAAAGAGAGAGCUUGCUAAAAUCAUAUUGAAUGACGUGGGUAAUAAAUUGAACCAGCAUAUUAGCAAACGCUCAGUCACUCUUCCCACAUUCAAUGAAAGGCAGUUUGAGGAGAGGUGUGCCAUGGUGAACUCUGUUAAAGAAUAUAUUGAACAGAUCCAUACCUCACUUCUCAUGACAAAGCAACACAUGAUGACCGCACACAGUAACAUCUCCACCACAAUCGAUAGCCUAAAUGAUGUCAUUAACUAUGUACCAGCAGAUUAUCCAGAUAUCAACAUGACAUACCUUGCUACAAUGUACAACACUAUUGUCUCUGUCUCCGAUUUGACAGCUCAAGCCAUGAGUGCACCCGAGAUUGUAUCAGUUGUCAAUGGAUCUACUCAACUUAGGAACUAUCUUGCCACCACAAGGAGCAACUUGGAGAUUGUGUCAACCAUGAACUGGUGGGCAAGCAUGGAGAGUGCCUAUCAGAUGGGAAAGAUCUCGUCCAUAGCUGGUCAAACCUGUUACAGUUUUAGUGACUGUCUUAAUGUUGCUGCCGUCACCAUAAAAGAGGUCCUUCAAGAUAGUCCAGGAACUACAGCCCAGUCUUUACUCUCAUCCCUACCAAGUGCAAAGACUCAAUUGCUCAGUUUAGCUUUGAGUGCCUCUCUUAACAUAACCCAGGUCCUCAACCAAGGACUACUCAUCCUCAACACAACUAAUGAUAUCAUAGGAAUGGACUACUGGUGCUCUGGUCUACCAGUUAUACCAGAUCCACUCAACCCAUCACUUGCUGUUGAGCUUGGCAAUACGAUCACCAUCAGUUGCAAUGCUAACUCCAACUUACCCCUCACUUACAGCUGGAAGAAGGACGGCUUUGUUGUCUCCGGUCAAACUUCAAGCAGCUUCACCAAAACUAACGCUAAUAAAGAUGAUGCUGGCCAGUAUCAGUGUCUUGCCUCUAAUGCAGUUGGUACCGUAGAAUCAACAUUUGCUGAAGUGGUUGUAUACAUUCCUCCAGUCAUUACACAACAACCAUCAGACUAUGAGACGUAUGAAGGGAAUGAUAAUGGUGGCUACUUUACCUGUAAUGCAACUGGACACCCCAUACCAUCAUUCCAGUGGUAUUUCCGUCCACAGAAUUCAUCUGAUUGGACGAUGGUCUCUAACACAAGCAACGUCCUUAUUGUGCCCAAGCCAACCAAAGCCAAUCAAGGAUGGUACCGCUGUCAUGUUAUGUCCAGUGUCAAUCACCUCAUCUCUUCUCCUGCUUAUCUUAGCAUUCUCAGAGCUAAUGCCUCAAAGCUAGUCUACACCAUCACAUUUACAAUGAACGUCACAACUGCAAUACAAAUUGAUGGUAGUGGUAAUGAUGAGCCUGUUACACCUCCUCCUACACUGGGUACCUUAGAGUAUUUCCGUAAUGAGCUAACUCUUGGUAAUGCAUCAGUUGAUCGCCUCCAGAUUGGUUUCAGUGUUGAUAACAAUAUGCUUCAAGUUCACAUUGAUCUCUCUGCCCAAUAUCCAUAUCGUCUUGAUCAAACAAUGGAAGUGCAGGCACCCAUUGCUCUUGGCUAUGAGAAGGACCUUAGAAAUGCUCUUCUCGAGUUGGAGAACAAAGUGCAGAACGGUAUCUUCUGGUUUGAGUUGGAUGGAGUUUAUUAUGAGACUGUCCACCAAGCAGCUAGCAUUGCUGAUCUUGUCUACUGGUGCCCAGAGGAGUUUGUCCUUAGAUACAGCAACUUCCUAUGUGUGUCUUGCUCUCCUGGUACAUUCUAUUCAUCUGUCAAUAGAUCCUCAGAGUGUAUGCUUUGUCCAAUGAACACCUACCAGGAAAUGGACGGGUCUACAACAUGCAACAGAUGUCCACCAUUGUCCGAAACAUUGGACGCUGGAUCAAGAUGGGAGGCUGACUGCAUUGGCUAUUGUCAUCCUGGUUAUAAUUCAAGCAAUGGUCUUGAGCCUUGCUCUCCUUGCCCAUUCUGUGAGUUCAAUGAUGAGUAUAGACAGACCUCAUGCAUGAGCUGUACAGAUGCUCAUAUUAACAAUGGAACUGCUGGCUGCUAUCAAAAUUGCUCAGAUAAAACCAUUAUCCCCAGUGCUGGUUAUCAUAUGACUGUUAUAAUUCCUGUUGUUGCUGGUGUUAUAAUUGCUGCAAUCAUUGUGAUCUUAAUUAUUGCUGUUGUUGUGGGACUUAUCAGAAAGAGAAACAAAUCUGAUUCUGCUUUUGGCAAAGUAUCUUCUAAACCUCGUGCUUCCAUUGCCUCACCCAAUGAUGUUUUAAGUUUGAUGCCUCAUGCAGAUCCAGUCAGCAAAUAUGAUGUGGAUGAAAAUGAAGAGGCAAAUGACAAUGAAAGAGAGGUUGUGAAUCCAUUAUUCCUUGAGAAUGAGCAGCAGGAGUCAGCCUAUGAGUCUCUCUCUCAUCUCCAAAUGAAAGUGAACGAGGAUGAGGGUCCUACAUUUGAAAAGAAAGAGAUGAUGGAUCCAUCAACUGUUGAUGAUGAUGAUGAUCGUUAUACUGUAACUACUGAUAAAAUGCCUUUAUCUGAUGAGUUGAAAGGAAUCGGUGGCCUUGCUGGACGAAAAGCAGCUUUGUUUGGAAAAUAACUAAAAAACCUAUAUAUAAUGUCCUUUAUAGAUGUCUUUUGUUUUGUCUUUUGCCAUUUUAUUAUGUUCAUCUUAUAAUUUAUUUUGUUGCUGCUUUAAUUAUGGUAGUAUUAUAAUGAUUAUUAUUCGUAUUAUAAAUCUAAUAAUAGA
This is a messenger RNA of Amphimedon queenslandica, 8131 nucleotides long. RefSeq lists its product as uncharacterized. The transcript has 25 exons. Bases 47 to 7981 code for a protein of 2644 amino acids. The record is from RefSeq and is a predicted model, not a curated record. Lineage: Eukaryota; Metazoa; Porifera; Demospongiae; Haplosclerida; Niphatidae. Gene Ontology annotation, molecular function: calcium ion binding.